Molecule: messenger RNA, 5450 nt
Organism: Sus scrofa (pig)
Lineage: Eukaryota; Metazoa; Chordata; Mammalia; Artiodactyla; Suidae
Gene: ZNF572
Product: zinc finger protein 572
Biological process (GO): regulation of transcription by RNA polymerase II
Cellular component (GO): nucleus
Molecular function (GO): RNA polymerase II cis-regulatory region sequence-specific DNA binding; DNA-binding transcription activator activity, RNA polymerase II-specific
Source: RefSeq, a predicted model, not a curated record
GAACUUCUCCAUGCCAGAGGAUUUUUGAUCCCUAACUUGGCUGUGACCAUUGUGAUGGAGCAAGAGCAAAAACUUUUGGUCUCAGAUCCUUAUGGCUUCACCGAGAGGGAGAGUUUGAAAAACACUUUUACAGGAGAAGAAAGUAAGAAUAAUUUGGAAACUGUUCAUCACAAUAACUCUAAGGCAGAUAAAGAGAGAACUUCAAAAUGGUCUAAAAAUGAUGGCCCCCACAGUUAUAAGCAUGAGGACACAAAAGAAAUGCCAUUGAUAUGGUCCCAAGCUGGUAAGAUUGAGUGUGAUGAUUUCUGUGGGAAUGAUGGCAACUCAGAGAAUCAGGGAAAUUCUACAGGAAAAGAGGAGGAAGAACACAGUCAGUGGGGAUGGGACCCAGGAGAACACACCAGGACCUCUGUCCAGCAGAAUAUAUCCUUCAGGGACAAACCCUACAAAUGUUCUGAAUGUUGGAAAAGCUUCAAUAACAGCUCUCAUCUGCGAACUCACCAGAGGACCCACUCAGGAGAAAAACCUUAUAAAUGUUCUGAGUGUGGGAAAUGCUUCAGUAACAGCUCUCACCUGAUCCAGCACCUGAGAACACACACAGGCGAGAAGCCAUACCAAUGUGGCGAAUGUGAGAAAAGCUUCAGCAACACCUCCCAUCUUAUUAUCCAUGAAAGAACUCACACGGGAGAGAAACCCUAUAAAUGUCCUGAGUGUGGGAAGAGUUUCAGUAGCAGCUCGCACCUUAUUCAGCAUCACAGAUCCCAUACAGGUGAGAAACCGUAUGAAUGUCCAGUUUGUGGGAAAUGCUUCAGCCACAGUUAUGUCCUAGUAGAACAUCAGAGGACCCACACGGGAGAAAAACCUUAUAAGUGCCCCGAGUGUGGGAAGAGUUUUAGUCAGAGUUCUAGUCUGAUUCGCCACCAGCGGACACACACAGGUGAGAAGCCCUACAAAUGUCCUGAAUGGAAAAACUUUGGUUGUAAUUCUACUCUAAUAAAGCAUCAGAGAACACAUACAGGAGAAAAACCCUAUCAGUGUACAGAAUGUGGGAAGAAUUUCAGUCGAAGUUCAAACCUUAUUACACACCAGAAAGCACACACAGGUGAGAAAUCCUAUGAAAGUUCUGAAUAUGAAGAAAGUUUGAGUCUGAACUGCAGUGUGAUAGAAGAAGGCAGACUCCAGCUAGGAGAGAAACCAUAUAAAUGUUGUGAAUGUGGAAAGAGUUUUGGUCUCAGCUCCCAUCUCAUUAGACAUCAGAGAACACACACAGGAGAAAAACCUUACAGAUGUUCUGAGUGUUAAACUUUUAGUCAGAGUUCCACCUUGGUGAUUCACCAAAGGACGCACACAGGAGAGAAACCUUAUAAAUGUCCUGAUUGUGGUGAGUGCUUCAGUCAAAGCUUUAACCUUAUCAGGCACCGGAGGACCCACAUAGGAGAAAAACCUUACAAAUGCACUGAGUGUGAGAAAUGCUUCAGCAGAAGUGCCUACCUCAGUCAGCAUCGGAAAAUUCACAUAGCAAAGUCUUUUGCGGAGUUCCCUUUGUGGCGCAUUGGAAACGAAUCCGACUAGGAACCAUGAGGAUGUGGGUUCGAUCCCUGGCCUCGCUCAGUGGAUCGGGGAUCCAGCAUUGCCGUGUAGGUUGUAGCCGUGGCUCGGAUCCUACAUGGCUGUGGUUGUGGCUGUGGCAUAGGCCAGUAGCUGCAGCUCCAACUCAGCCUCUGGCCUGGGAACUCCAUGUACCUCAGAUGCAGCCCUAAAAAAAAAGUCUUUUGCAGCUCCUAAAGUUGAAGAUUUGAGGAAAUAGCCCUCAUCUCGUCCUUCUGAGUCCCAAAUUCAUCUCUUUCUUGAGUCCCAAAGUCUUUUUGUUUUGUUUUGUUUUCUUUUCUUAUUGGACCAUUAUAAUCAACGUGUUGUCUAAUCACAUUGUUACUGAAAUUUCUUUGAUUUGUUUGCCAAAACAUCUGGGAAAAGUCAGCUUCCCAGCUUAGAGGAUGGGAAGAGCCGAUCACCAGGUCAUUGGAUCUGCCUAGUGAGAGAUACUGCUAGUGAUGGAGAGAAAGAACAUUCUUUUAUUUAAGGUAAAACAGGAAUAGCUUCAAAGGAAAACAUGAAGAAAAAUCCUUGGAGACUGAAGCCGAGAUUGCCACUGAAUUUCUUUAUUUCCUCUUGCCUGAUUGGGUGGUGGUAAAUCAUUACUGGCCUUAGGGAUUUUCCCAGAGAAAGAUUCUGUUUUGAACAAAUAAUGUAUUUCCUGGCUAUCUUGUUGGGUCUUAAGGAAGAAAAGACUAAUAUUUUUCAAAUAAUGUUUUUAUUUGUUGAAAAUUAACUUUUGUAGUACCUAGAACUGCACUGUCCAGUACAGUAGCCACUAGCCAUGUGUGGAUAUUUAAAUUUAUAUUAAUUAAGAUGAAAUGCAGUUUACAGUCAAGUUCCUUAGUCACACAAACAGCUUGCUGAGUGCUCAGUAGCCACACAUGACUGGUGGCUGCUGUAUUAAAUAUCACAAAAAGGAUCAUCAUUCUUGGGAGUUCUCUGGUGGUCCAGUGAGUAGGACUCAGCACUAUCACCUCUGUGGCUCGGUUCAGUCCCUGGUCUGGGCGCUGAGAUCCCACAUCAAGCUGCCACACGCCGCAACCAGAAAAAAAAAAAAAAAUCAUCAUUGACAGGUCUGUUUCUUAUAAGACUGUGGGAUGGAGUUCCUGUCAUAGCUCAGUGGUUAACGAAUCCAACUAGGAACCAUGAGGUUGUGGGUUCGAUCCCUGGCCUCGCUCAGUGGGUUAAGGAUCCGGCAUUGCCAUGACCUGUGGUGUAGGUCACAGAUGUGGCUUGGAUCUGGCGUUGCUGUGGCUUUGGUGUAGGCUGGCAGCUGUAGCUCUGAUUGGACCCCUAGCCUGGGAACCUCCAUAUGCUGAGGGUGCAGUCCUGGAAAAGACAAAAAAGACCAGAAAAAAAAAAAAAAAAAAGACUGUGGGAAAUGUGCUCUGGGAUUUUUGUUCUCCAUGAAGAAUUGCAAUAUAGAGUAGAAAUGGGAUAGAGUUUUGAAGGCACUCAGUCUAAAGGUUGGCUUUUCUAAAGAUUGUAUAUUUUGGGGAGUUCCUGUCAUGGCUCAGCAGAGACAAUCCAACUAGGAACUAUGAGGUUGCGGGUUCGAUCCCUGGCCUUGCUCAGUGGGUUAAGGAUCCAGUGUUGCCAUGAGCUGUGGUGUAGGUUGCAGAUGCGGCUCAGAUCUGGUGUUGCUGUGGCUGUGGUGUGAGCCGGCAGCUACAGCUCCGUUUAGACCCCUAGCCUGGGAACCUCCAUAUGCCACAGGUUCGGCCCCAAAAAGACAACAAAAAAAAGAUUGUAUGUUUUAUGUUCCGCCAUCUCAGUUAUCUAGUGAUAUGAUCCCGUUGUCUUGGCCAAAACCAGAUUCGGAAGUAGGAUUCUCGAAUUGUUUAAAAAAAAUUUUUUUUUGGCCAGUGGUCCUUUUCCCUCAGUCUUCCUAUUAUAUAAUACCUCAUCAGAUCAGAAACUGUUUUCUUUUUCUAAUAAAUAACUCACUGAGUCUGAGCCAGUGUCCAGGGACAGUUUCCCAUUGGAGCCCAAGAUCCCUUAGUUCUGGUCUUGGCAGUUUUCUUUUGCCCCUUGAUUAGAUGCUGUGUGGAUCUCAUAAGUGAGAUGUCAUCUUCCCUGCUCGUCUCUCCAGUGGAAUGGUGCUUCGUAAAGUAUUACAUAUUCCUGCCCCCACCUCCGUUUUUCCUGCCAGUGAAAAAGGUAGAUGUGUAAGAAGGUUAGGACUUGCACAGGGUUUCAUCGCAUUUUUGGAGUCAAAAUUUAUUUUAUGAAGAAUAGGUAAAGAUGCAUUAGGACCCAGAAGGGACCAAUUACAGCUGCUGCAAAGGGCUACUUAUAGCUGGUGGGUGACUGAAUUGCACAGGGAGUAUUUCUUUGGUGAUAGUGUUGUACCUGAUACUGGCAAGGCAAUUGCAUCUUUUACACUGUUACAGAAUUUUAAAAUGAAGCAAAAGCUAACAAUGAAAGGUAUUCACAGGAGUUCCCUCGUGGCUCAGCAGGUUAGGGAUCCAGUGUUGUCACUGCUGUGGCCUGGGUCACUGCUGUGGUGUGAGUUAGAUCCCUGACCUGGGAACUGCAUGCCACAGGCGCAGCCACAAAAUAAAUGAAGGUAUUAAAGAAGUCUGGUAUGAUUUUCUGCUUCCGGAAAGGGGAGAACAUUAUUGGGCAUCACUGGCUUUUAUGUGACCCUUGCCUAAGCAUCCUUUUACCAUGUAUGCCUUGGUAUUACCCAAAUUGUCUUAAACCGUAAUAUCUGAGGAUAAGGGUUUACAGUAUUUUUUUUUUAAUCACAGAAAACUAAGAGUUUGAUUAAUGAUCCGUUGCAAGGCAAUAACUGAUGGGGUAGGGAACAGUCGUUGAUCCCAUUAUGUGUGGAAAGUAACCACUCAGAGAGAAUGCCUGGCUUGCAGGGUUUCAGUAAGGAUUAAAUAAAUGUUUGCAAAGCAGCCAGCACAGUGCGUGAAAUAGAACGGGUCUAAAUAAAUGGUAGUUGGUUAUGAUUCAUUGAAACAAAUUGAAAAAUGUCCUUACAUUUUCAGAAGCAGCAAUACAGCCCCAGACUUUCCUACUUAUGGAUUCUUUAUGACCAACCUCAGAACCCUGAGGAAUAAGGUAUUAUAAAAACACAAGACUUUAGUGUGUUUUAAGUUUGCAGCCUGUUGUAAACCCUUUUAUUUGAUUCAGUGUAUUGAAUUUUUUGUUGUUCAUGAAAAAAGGGAUUCGGUUUAAGUUAAGAAAGAACAAAAUAGCAAUUCACUUUCAGCUAAUUUGCCUCUGAAGAGAUUAACAACUGGUACUUACAUUAUGUCCUUACAUUCCUACACUAUGUUUUACUACUUCCCACAAUUAUGUAAAACCUAUUUCACAAACCUUGAUGUCUAUAGGAACAUAGUCGUUCAAUUUUAGAUGGUUUAAGAUGGACUCUGUUAAUAAAACAAUUUGGCAAGAAUUAUUGCGUCUUGGAGUUCCUUGUGGCGCAGUGGAGACGAAUCCGACUAGGAACCAUGAAGACACGGGUUCAAUCCCUGGCGUCGCUCAGUGGGUUAGGGAUCCUGUGUUGCUGUGGCUGUGGUGUAGGCCAGCAACUGUAGCUCCGAUUUGAUCCCUAGCCUGGGAACCUCCAUAUACCACGGGUGCGGCCCUGAAAAUUGAAAAAAAAAACAAAGAAUUAUUGUGUCUUUGGAUUGAAAAUUAGGAAAACAGAAGAGAGAUUUGUCACUUAUGAUGGAGAGUUUAACAUAGUCAAGUUUAAUCCUAUUUGAUGCCUUUGCCUCCCUUUCUUUAUCAGCAAAUAUUAUUUUGCUUCAGAAGAAGUAAAUAUUCUAUAUUCUUUAUUUUUCUUGCCAGCACAAAGGAUUCAGCACCUGAAAAAAAUAAAGCGUUCUGAUUUACAA